Cryptotermes secundus is the source of this 4717-nucleotide messenger RNA. RefSeq names its product WD repeat-containing protein 35 (gene Oseg4). Gene Ontology annotation, molecular function: protein binding. The record is from RefSeq and is a predicted model, not a curated record. Gene Ontology annotation, biological process: intraciliary retrograde transport; non-motile cilium assembly; protein localization to cilium. The transcript is spliced from 22 exons. NCBI's taxonomy places the organism in Eukaryota, Metazoa, Arthropoda, Insecta, Blattodea, Kalotermitidae. Bases 834 to 4247 code for a protein of 1137 amino acids. Gene Ontology annotation, cellular component: non-motile cilium; intraciliary transport particle A.
UGACACCGUUAUCAAGUUCAUCGAGCUGGAACUGCUGUUUAUACACUGUCUAUGCUAGGAUGGCUGUGUUGUGUUGCAGUACUGCUGCAGUCAAAGUGCUGAACACGUUUACAAGUGAAGAAUAUGCUGGCACACAUUUCAUACAUGGUUUCUGCAAUGGAAAUGGCAUGGCUGCUGCUGUAGAAUACCAGCAACAGUAUCCAAUUCGCAGAAUUCCAAAUUUGAAAAACAUUUGAGGAUGUAUACAGAAUUUUGAAAGGUUACACCAUGGUUAACCAUGGUUACACAUUCUGUGUGACAUUCUGUUCAUAGAUGAGGCUCAGUUUACCUACACAAUGUAGCAGAAAGAAAUUUUCGACACAGAUUUUCAGUUAUUGUGUGGUAUAGAGUAUGAGACAAUAACCUGAUUGGACCACAUGUUAUCAAGUACAGUACAGGAAUUUUCUGGAAAAUGAAUUACCACUGCAUUCAGAGGAAGUACCUCUUGUAGCAUAAUGAUGAAUGUGACUGCAACAUGAUGGAGCACUUCUGCAUUUUGGCGGAGCAGUAAUAGAGUUUUUACUGAAUGUGACUGCAACGUGAUGGAGCACUUCUGCAUUUUGGCGGAGCAGUAAUAGAGUUUUUACUGAAUGUGACUGCAACGUGAUGGAGCACUUCUGCAUUUUGGCGGAGCAAUUGCAAUUCCCAACAACACCAAGCUUAAUUGCUUGGCAUGGAACCGAGAACAGGGUUAUCUUGCUUGUGGUGGGGAAGAAGGAUUGUUGAAAGUUCUGAAGCUUCAAACAGGGGCUGAUAGUAAGGUGAAAGGGUUGGCAGCCCCAUCAAAUUUGUCAAUGAAUCAGACACUGGAAGGCCACAGUGGACAAAUUCAAGUUAUUACUUGGAAUGAGAAACACCAGAAGCUCACCACGAGUGACCAGUAUGGUCUUAUUAUUGUGUGGAUGCUAUACAAGGGUUCAUGGUAUGAGGAAAUGAUCAACAAUCGCAACAAGUCAGUAGUCAGAGGAAUGGCUUGGAAUUCAGAUGGCCAAAAGAUCUGCAUUGUGUAUGAGGAUGGUGCUGUAAUUGUGGGUUCGGUGGAUGGAAAUCGUAUCUGGGGAAAAGAACUGAAAGGAAAUGCCUUGACUGGGGUGGAAUGGUCUCCAGAUGGAAAAUUGCUGCUGUUUAGUCUCCGCAGUGGCGAGAUUCAUGUUUAUGAUAAUCAGGGAAGCUUUGUAAUGAAGCUGAACAUCCAGUGUGUACGUAACAUGUUGGGCCCGACACAAGUGGUUGGUAUGCAUUGGUAUGAUGGAAGGCAGGGGUAUGUGGAGCAAGACUGUCCUGUGCUUGCCGUCUGUUACCAAAAUGGCUGCAUGCAAAUUAUGCGUGGUGAAAAUGAUGACACACCAAUUCUGAUUGACACAGGCAUGACUGCCGUGUGCUGCCGAUGGAACCACAAAGGCAGUGUCAUUGCUGUUACUGGUGUAAUGCAACUUCCAGGUGACAACAAGGACUGUAAUGUGAUACAGUUCUUCACCCCAUUUGGAGAGCAUUUGCGGACUCUUAAAAUCCCUGGUCGAGAAGUUACCAGUUGUGUAUGGGAAGGUGGUUCCCUUCGUGUGGCUCUAGCUGUAGACUCAUACAUCUAUUUUGCUAAUAUCCGCCCAGAUUACCGGUGGAGCUACUUGGAACACACUGUUGUAUACUGCUAUAACCGACCUGACAGCCCUGGAACAACUGUGGUCUUCUGGGACACUAAAAAUAAUGAGUGUUACAACAAACCUGUGAAGUCACUGCUUGGAGUGGCAUCAGCAGGAGAACAUUGUGUGCUGGCAACCAGGGCAGAAGAUUCAGGCACUAGUGGGCAGUUUGGACUUAUUCUCUGCAAUGCUAUUGGCACUCCAGUUGACAUGAAGUACAUGGAUAUUGAACCGUUGUGGAUUGCAAUGAACUCAUCACAUGUAUUUGCUGCUUCACGAGACAACUUUCUGUUGUGGCACUACAGGACACCCAAGUCCCGAUCAACUCUUAUUAUGGCAGGUUCACGGCUUCGCAAGGAGAGACUCUACCAUAUUGAUGAUACCCCAUCUGGUGUUGCAGAAGUAAUACAGGAUCUUGACAGGUCCUAUGAGCCUACGACCAAUAUGCAAGCAACUGCUGAUCCAAUUUGCUGCUUAGGUGCAUCAGAGAAAGCACUCAUUAUCGGACGUGAAUCUGGGGCACUACAGCGUUACUCCCUGCCUCAAGUGGCCCUGACUAAUCGUUACACCCUGAACUGUCGUCCAUACAAGCUUGCUAUUAACUGCAAUACUACUCGUUUGUCAAUAAUUGACGUGACAGGUGUAUUGACAUUUCUGGAUUUGGAAUCUCCGUUGCUUUCUUCAUCCAGUUCAUUGCCAGGGCCAGGAGAUACACUGAAUAUCUCGCUAAUGGGCAAUAACAACAACAAGGAGCUGUCAAAAUUUGAAAGAAAGGAUGUUUGGGCCAUGAAGUGGGCUUCUGAUAAUCCUGAGCUGCUUGCCAUCAUGGAAAAGACGCGCAUGUAUGUCCUGCGAGGUCUUGAACCUGAGGAACCCAUACUCAGCUCGGGUUACAUCUGUUCUUUUCGGGAACUUGAAAUCAGAGCAGUGCUGUUAGAUGAAAUAAUGGAGAAUCCAGAACACCCAACAGCAGAGUACCUGCUGGAUUUAGAGGUCAAGUCCCUAAGGGAUACACGUGACUUGCUUGAGAAAGUUGGAAUCGCAGAGGCUACUGCCUUCGUCAAAGAGAAUCCACAUCCCAGACUUUGGCGAUUGCUGGCUGAAGCAGCUGUCAAGCAGUUGGAUCUGCCAACAGCUGAGGCUUCAUUUGUUCGCUGCAGUGACUAUCCAGGAAUUCAGUUUGUGAAGCGCUUGCAUAACAUACAUAAUGAUACACUGAAGAAAGCUGAAGUAGCAGCCUACUUCAAGAAUUUUGAUGAGGCAGAGAAACUUUACCUUGGGGUUGACAGAAGGGACCUGGCCAUAUCCUUACGUGAAAAGCUAGGGGAUUGGUUCAGAGUGGUACAGCUGAUGAAGAUGGGAUCUGGUGGCUCUGAUGUCCAGAUGGAAAUUGCAUGGAAUUCCAUAGGAGAUUACUUUGCCGAUCGUCAGAACUGGGAGGAUGCAAGAGAAUAUUAUGAGAAAGGUCGUAAUCAGGAGCAGUUGGUUCACUGUUACUACAUGCUAGAAGACUACACAUCACUUGAGAACACCGUUGUCAACUUACCUGAAAAUCAUAAUCUACUUCCAUCCAUAGCUGAGAUGUUUGCAUCUGUAGGAAUGUGUGCUCAAGCUGUUACAGCAUAUAUCAAGUGUGGACAAGUGAAGUCAGCUGUGGACACUUGUGUCAAUCUGAAUCAGUGGGAUCAAGCUGUAGAUCUGGCAAAGAAGUUUAAGUUGCCUGAAAUUGGCAACCUGUUAGCUAAAUAUGCCUCUCACUUAUUGGCAAAAGACAGAUUACUUGAGGCUGUCGAAUUGUACCGAAAAGCCAACCACUUCUUGGAGGCUGCCAAGCUUUUAUACCAGUUAGCUGAGGCAGAAGCCAAGAAAAAAUCACAGCCUCUUAGAGUGAAGAAACUGUAUGUACUUUCUGCACUACUUGUAGAAGAACAUCAGCGGCACCUCAGACAGCAAGUGCAGGGCUUAGCAGGUGGAAAAAGCACACUGAUGAUGGGUCUAUUGGAGAGUGAUGGCAGGCUGGAUGUAGAUACCAAGAUAAUAGACAAUGCAUGGAAAGGGGCUGAAGCCUAUCAUUUCUUUAUGUUAGCCCAGAGACAACUGUAUGAAGGUUAUGUAGAUGCAGCCAUGAAAACAGCUCUCCACUUGAGGGAAUAUGAAGAUAUUUUAGAGACAGAAGAUAUUUAUUGUAUUUUGGCUUUAGCAAGUUGUGCCAACAGAGCAUUUGGAACUUGUUCAAAGGCGUUUAUCAGGCUUGAAUCACUUGAGAAAAUUCCAGAAGGCAAAAGAUUGGAAUAUGAAGCCUUGGCAAUGGACAUUUUCACCAAAUACACACCUAAAGAUGCACGUAGUACUCGUUCCGAAUGUACAAAUUGUGAGACUAUGAUACCUGAUUGGUGUGGAGUAUGCCCAAGCUGUGGCAACCGUUUUCCAAUCUGUGUUGCCACCGGGCGCCCUCUCAUGGAUAUGUCCCUUGCAUGGACUUGCACAGUCUGUAAGCACAGUGCAGCAGACCAAGAUAUUACUGUGCGAAAAAGUUGCCCAUUGUGUCACUCCUCUGUUCACAGUUAAACCACCUCUGGUGGCAGUGUUUUUUUUGCUAAAUUAAUAAUUUGUGUAAUUUUUCUUUUAAUUUAUAUUCUGAAGUAUUGUAGGAUAAGUACUAUGAAAAAUCCACAAGGCAGGUUGUUUAUUCUUACAUAUGAUCUCAUUCAUAUUGUCACUUCUAUGAGUGUAACUAUAGAUGGGGUUUGGAAUGGAGAUUGGAUUUAUUGACAACUUUAACACACAACUCGUGAUUACAUUUUGUUACAGCCCCAUCGUUGAUCUCUACACUUUACAAAUCAGUGCACAUGCUAAAUCUUUUCAGUCUGCUGUGUCUACACCAGUCGUUCCCUGGUAAUGGCUUCUAGCAUUGGCAAUUCUUCAACUGCUCGGAGGAAGUCUUCUCUUUAGACGCCCUUACAACUGACUAUUCAGUUAUUCAGUAUAGAGGGGGUGGGUUUCCCCAUGCACUGCGACUAAUAGUCUAUUGUACGUCC